Messenger RNA from Hylaeus anthracinus, 4700 nucleotides. RefSeq lists its product as uncharacterized. Gene Ontology annotation, biological process: regulation of transcription by RNA polymerase II. The transcript is spliced from 9 exons. Gene Ontology annotation, molecular function: DNA-binding transcription activator activity, RNA polymerase II-specific; RNA polymerase II cis-regulatory region sequence-specific DNA binding. Lineage: Eukaryota; Metazoa; Arthropoda; Insecta; Hymenoptera; Colletidae. Bases 358 to 3519 code for a protein of 1053 amino acids. Gene Ontology annotation, cellular component: nucleus. The record is from RefSeq and is a predicted model, not a curated record.
AGUUAACGUAACGAAGUUUGACGCAUGUUGAAAGUUUACUUCGCGAUUGUUUAAUCGACCUUAUUUCCAUUUAACACCUUACCAUCAAUCGUAAACAUUAACAAACGCUAAUUGAUACGUUCGAACGUGGUAGUACGUCUUACCACUGUUCAGUUCUACGGAAUUCCAACGAUUUUUCUCAGUGAAACCUAUCGUAAUUGUGAUGAACAUGUGAAUUGUUAAUUGCUACAUAGAUUACUGUAUGUGUGUUGGUAAACAUUUACACCGCGUUUGCAGUGAACGUUCGUUCAUAUCAAGAUAAACUCUUGUUGAUGACCUUGUGAUAAUUUGCAUUGUUGAUAACAAUGCCUAUUGGAAAUGAACAAUCCAUUGGAUCAAGACAUUGAGGAAUUUAGAUUUACCGAUCAAAGGAAUAUUUGUAAGGACGAUACAAAAGUGGACGAUUUACAAAAAUUUGAUGAACAAAUAGAUGAUCAAAAUUCAAUAUUCACUGCACCAUCUUCAUUGUUGAAUUGUGAAAUUUGUGGUGAACAGUUUGUAUCAAAGAAACAACUACGUUCUCAUAUACAUACUCAUUUAGGAAGAGCACGCGUAGUUCUGAGAAGGAUUACAAAUUUAAAAGCUAUAAAGAAGAAGCAUAGUAACACGUAUUGGCUAGAUCCUGAGAAGAGGGGUUCUCUGAAAUUAACGUUAAAGAAGCAGAAUUUUUCUGAUUCUCUUAAGCUUAAGUUUAAAAAGUCAUCGGAAUCGGAAGAUUUUACUGUUGUAAAUAGCAAUAUUAAUCUGGGUACGGAGAAUUAUCAUCAAGGAGACGUGGCUGGGGCAAAAGAAAAUGAUCAAAGACAGGAGAAUGAUUCAGGAAACUCGGCUGAUCAACCAUUUGAAAACGUGAUGGUAGAACAACAGGAUGAAUAUGGGAACAUUAAAUUUAAUACCGAUGAUCAUAAUCCAUUGGAAGAUAAUGACAGACCAUCCAUAGAUGCAAAUGAAGGUGAUUCAGGUGUAGGGAGUGACAUGGCAAAUCCAUCUGAAAAAGAAGAUCAAAAUGUCGAUGAUCUGCAAGGUACAGACCAAUAUGAUAAUUCAGAUAAAAGACUUUCCGAAACGGAAGAUCACGAAGAGUCAGAUGCAUUGGAAGCAACAUGUCGAGAAACAAUUGAAAACCUAAAGAAGCUCGGUGAACAGUCAGGAUCUAGAUCUAUGAGUCAAUUAAUUGACAAUUCCGGAAUCGAAGAAGAUGAUGAGGCAGAACCUGACUCCAACAUGAUACACGAUUUAGAAGAGAAUCCAGCUAUUAGUAUUAUUUCAAAGUCUUCUACAUUUUCAAAUCACGCGGUAGAUAGUACAACGGUAUGUGAAAAUGCAGAUAAGCCUGAAGAAUCAACCGAGGGGACAACAGGCUUCAAUUGGAACCAAUUAUCUACCAAUUUGUCCAACAAGAACAAUGCAAUUUCUAAAGAAAACGAAGAACAGCCUGAACAUAGGAGCGACAAUAAUAUCGAGAGCGCGGGAUCUCUCUUACAAAACUUGAUCGAUCAUCAACGACAUAAUCAAAAUGAUACAUUAGCAAAUAAUUUACCAUCGGAAACGGAAUAUGUUUCGCUUGAAAAGUUGGCAGAAACUGUUAGUACCUGCCGCGUCUGUAACGAGAAAUUUAAAGAUAUCGCUCAUCUAGACGAGCAUCGAAGCAAAGCUGGCCAUUAUCAGUGCAAUGUUUCCGAAUGUAUAAAUCUUAUUUUUCAUUCGCCAUUGGAAGUUUCUAUGCAUAAAGCUCAAAUGCAUGGAACUCCUCUUUCACCGAGCGUGAGUCAGUUAUCUCCUCAUCUAAAUACAAAUUCACCUCAUUUGAAUCAAAAUUCACCUCAUUUGAGUCAGGCAUCGCCUCACUUAAAUACGCAUUCUCCUCACGCGGUAUCAAUGGAAUCUCCAAACACGCCAACUUCGCAGCAAAUAAGUAGGAAUUCCCCUUUAACUUCUCCGCACCAAACAAAUUCUCCUACGUAUAAUACAGUACCUAACGCUGGACAACAAAUAAUACCGCCUGUUAAUUUCGAACAAUUACCCGCACCCGUUCAACAAUUGGCUCAACAAGUGCAACGUAUGCCACUUCCGCAAACGCAAAUGACACCAAGUCUUCCGCCAGGUGCUAAUACAAUGAUACCUGGACCAAAUUACUUUGUACAACCACCGGGAAGGCCACCGCUGUAUAGAGUUCCUGGUCCACAGGGGAUGCAUUACCCUCCCCAUAUAGCACAUCUAUAUCCUCAGUAUGGACCAGGUCCGUAUCCUCAAAUGAGUGCACCACCGCAAAUGCAUCCCCAAUUGUCUCAACAAAUGUCGCGCGGAAGAUAUCCUACUGUUGCACAAAGUAGUCGGGCACCGCGUAUUCCGCAGACUGGACCAUCUCCGCGCCAACGCAUGAAACGUCCUAUACAACAACCGAUGCAAGUUCAGCAACAAAGUAACUCUGCUAUGAAACAACGACGAAUGGAUGUCUUGUUGCCAGAUAGAAACGAAGACGCAGAUUGUCAUGUCAUUGCACAACAAAAAACAAACGACGGCGUGCCUGUCAUACAAAACGUUCAAGGCGCUACUCCUCAACAGACGAAUAGAAACGAUUCUACCAUACAUCUUACGGAUUCUAUAACGCUUAGCGUACGGCAACCAGGUUCCGCUCCAGCUCAAGUGCAGAACACAUCAGCUACUGGCGGCAAGAAGUCUGAUGCAAAGGCUGUGGCUAAUGUACUGGCAGCCAGAGGUAUUACUGUUACUCCAGCAGCAAAUAAAAAUAAAACAAGCGAACAAAACAAACAGCAGAUACUUUCACAGCAACAGAGGACUAUGCCUUCACAGCAGCCUUUACAUGUUACAGCGCUCAAUCUGAAUUCUGCUAUUUCUAUCAUACCAGCUAGUUCGCAAAAAAAACAACAGGAACAAAGUCAGUUCGCCGUUCCUCAGAAUAAACAAAACAAGACAGCUGUGAACGAAGUGGAAAGACCACCAAGACCACCUACUGUCGAUUUAACGCAGGACGGUCCGCCGCAAAUACCGAUGGUUAGACGUGGAAGACCUCCGCGAGCGUUGCUCACUUGUCAAGUGUGCGACAAAAAUUUUCAGAAUCAAGAAUUAUUAACGCAGCACAUGGCUACGCACCGUGCGCCAAGUAAAUUACUUCACAAGUGCAAUCUUUGUCCUGCUCAAUAUCCGACAGCUCAGGCGCUGAUAACGCACAAACAAGCGUAUCACAAGGAAGUUGAUACCGUUGCACAAAAUGGUGGUGCAGAGUUAGCAUUGCCAGUGGUAGAUUUGAAAUCACCUCACGUGUUGAAUCGUUUAUCAAACCUCGGUAUACAGAGCUAUAUACCGUUGGCGCAGCUUAGCGCUCAAACAGGCGGUUACUUUGGAUUGCCUAUAAUUACGAUUGACGGUGCAAGGAAUCCUAAUACUUUUAAUUUAGGUGCACUUGGUGCUACAUCUAUACUAAGUCUGGGUCCUCUGAAACAUUUGUCAAACAGGUAACUGUGGACGAUUCUACACUCGGCCUACGUUUCGUGCAAUCCUUUAACCAUCUUCAUACAUUUCAUUAUCAAGGAUUUCCUUGUACGAGUAUCGCUGUAUUGCCUGCUUAUCGCGACGGGUUAUUUUUUUAGUUGAAUUAGACGAUGCGAAUUUUUUUUCACCUUUUUUGUUUUUGCUACUUCUGAUAUUUGUAUUUUUUUUCCGUUCAGUUUACAUAUCUAUUAUUAGUUUAUUAUAGUCUUAAAGCAAUACAGUAUUUGUAACGAGGGUUAAAGAGGCGUUCGUGUUAUUUUAGAAUAAUAUAGAACAAGAUUUGAGAUAUGCAAUCAUUGUGAGAAGAUAGUAUAUAUCUAUUAUGUAUACAUACAUAUAUAUAUAUAUAUAUAUAUGUAUAUAUAUGUAUAUAUGUAUAUAUGUAUAUAUAUAUAUAUAAAUUUGUGGACAUGUCAUAUAUCAUUAUAAAAAGAAGUUUUUAAUACGCGAUUUGAUACGCGCGUGAAUCAUCGUCACUGCUACUAUAUUUUUUUUUAAUAAAGACAUCGAAUAUAUAAAAAAAAAAGAAAAACUUACCGCACGUUGCAUAGGUAAAUAAUUGUUCCAAGAAGUUGUGCCACAUUUCCAUUGAAGUACGACAAGUUAUACGUGUAUCGUUCGAUUUACGAAAAUAUGCAAAUAUACAAAACUAUUAGAGUUUUAAUCAUACACGAGAGGAAUGGAAACUUUUUUUAUGCUUUCAGACUUGCAAAAGAUUUAAUUUGUUUUACUUAUACGAAAUCAUGAUUCCUUUAAACGAGAACGCUAAACGUAUACAUGCAAAUACACAUACCGCAGUGAGAGUUACUAACGUACCUAAUCGAUAGAUUUGUUUUACUAAGGAAAAAACGAAGAAAAGAUAUAAUAUAUCCCGGAUACUUGAAAAGAUUUGUCUGUACUGUAAAUAAUCAUAUUAUUACGCAGUGUUACUAAAUCACGUCCGUUUUUCGAAUGAAAGAAUAUAAUUAUAAAUGAUAAAAACGCGCAGAGUUAAUACAGAGAUACAGCUAUAAGAUAAAAAGAGUUGAUUAUUUUUUUCAUUUGACAGUUUCGUUUCGUAAUUCACCAACAAAUUGCCGAGAUACACUACCGGUUGUAAAUAUAUUUUGUAAGAAGAGAAAAAGAAAAUAGAUUACGAUUAAAACAUA